AUGUCUCAGCCAGCGAACCAGGACCGUCGAGGUUGCAACAACAGUAUCUUCCCUGGUAUCUGUCAAAAAUUCCCCAACAUCGCUGAGACUGUUGUAAUGUCAAUGAUCUUUCACGACUUCAGUGCCUUAGACCUUUACAACCUACCAAUGCAAUUUGGUGCGGCCACACCCCCACGGCUUCCGCAUCAGACGCCACGCCCUCAAAGCUUUCUGGAGCCGGCAAUAACAUGGUCUAGGGAACCCAACCUGGUUUUCCGCCACCUCUUCACAUACUUCUCGGUCCUUUCUACCUACUUUUGCAACCAACCGACUAUCCCCCUUGGCUUUUUCCGGUACUUAGGUCAUCUCCAAUAUCUCUCCGGACUGCAUGAGUGGACACGGGUUCAUGAGUAUCACAUCGAGUUUUUCAAUAACCGCAUCUUGGAGAUGCGCCACGGCGACUUUUCAAAAUGGGCUAACCCCGAUACUUCUCUCAUGAAAAAAUACGGUUUUGAUCAGGAGAAAGUUUUGCCGGAGCCAAACCAGUAUGCUGCCAACAGGAUCUUUUACAAUGGCAAAGUUUGGGGGUUGGUGAAUGAUCCGUCUCGUGCUGCAAUCAACUGUAUAAUUCGCCGCACUCGGGAUCCCUAUGCUGAAAAAAUACAAUAUGUGGCGCAGUACAAAGCUACUACGGAUCGCCUCGACAUGUCGCACAUGCCGUUCGGAAAACCUGGUCAGAGGUUUCAGGAAUCGAAGCGAGUGUUACCAAUUCUACGAUCUGUGUGGGAGGACUUCGAGGUAUUGAAGAAUCGCAAGAAAGAAGAGGAAGCCAAGGUGGCAGCGGAGAAAGCUCAACGCCGUUCACAGCGAAUCGCACAUUUCAAGGCCUUGCUCCCUCGAGCGGGAUGCUUUCUUAGCCUCCCCCGACGUUUUUACCGAGGAAAAGAGAAACCGACUUCGCAGAGUGACCUACAAGAACAUGAUGAGUGA
Messenger RNA from Laccaria bicolor S238N-H82, 969 nucleotides. RefSeq lists its product as uncharacterized. The transcript has 4 exons. NCBI's taxonomy places the organism in Eukaryota, Fungi, Basidiomycota, Agaricomycetes, Agaricales, Hydnangiaceae. The record is from RefSeq and is a predicted model, not a curated record. The coding region runs from base 1 to 969 and encodes 322 amino acids.